Dreissena polymorpha is the source of this 4687-nucleotide messenger RNA. RefSeq lists its product as uncharacterized. Lineage: Eukaryota; Metazoa; Mollusca; Bivalvia; Myida; Dreissenidae. Bases 83 to 505 code for a protein of 140 amino acids. The record is from RefSeq and is a predicted model, not a curated record. The transcript has 4 exons.
GUCGGUGUGAAAUUAGUGAUGUACUCCUCUAUUUUAUCCGGCAAUAGUAAGCUCCCCUGAAAGCGGAAGCUAGAAAACAACAAUGGCAGAAACUGAAACAGAAUCACAUGAGAAGAUUGAUUACAUUACACCUGCUUAUGCUUGUGAUGAAAAGACAAAGGAAGGCUAUGUACGUGUUAUAGUAGCCAUUAAGAACCUUGCAAUCAGCCGGGACAUUGUGAGACAUGGGCUGAGACCCAAGAUGGUGAAAAAAGCUUCCAACGCCAAAGUGGAAGUUGUAUUUGAGAAUCAGGCUCUGUGUGUAACAGUGAAUGGCGAGAAAGAUGCCAUGAAAGGCAAGAACUUCCAGCUGAAAGUACGGAAACUGCCCCAUGAGAUCGACAGUGACAAGAGCUAUUAUAAAGCGGAUGAAGACAGAUUGCUUCUGUUCCUGUGCAAGCUGCAGAACAAGUCCUGGUACCCUGAACUUGACAAUGGCCUUGACCUUGAAGAUGAGGAGGAUUGAGAGGGAGCAACAACGUGAUUGCAAACUCCGCCUUACGUAUAGUGAAACAAACACCUAUUGGUGUGUUGUAAUUAUUCAUAUUAGUAGAUAGUGUUUCCAAAAGGCUGUUAAUCGUACAAAUUGUUUUUGUUUUUUUUCACUUUAUACAUUUGAGUUGUGUUUCAGAUAUUCAAUAAUAAUAGAUAAAAUAACAUUUAAUUUAACUUCAGAAUUCAUGUAUGCAAAAAAGAAAGAAUGUAUAUAUUUACUUAUUAUGGAAGUGAUCAAUAGUUUUCCCAUUCUGAUGUCUAAUGAUUGAAAAAGAUGUAAAUGUAAGAAAAUCAUUGACCUCAAUAAUAUAACAAGUUCUAGUGUUUUAGACACACAAAGAAGAUUGAUUUCAGGAGAAGUGCAAUUCAUGUGCAUUUAAAAGAAAAUUUAAGUUUAAAUGUUUACUGAAUCUGUACUGCAGAUUUCCUCAUUCAUGAUGUGUUUAUGCAUGUAGUGUUCAUGAUUAUUGUUAUGAUUUAUUAUUAGUUAAAUUCAUGGUUAUAAGAUGUUUCAUUUAAAUAUUCAAAUGUUUAUGUUAACUCUUUAUAGCUUAAAUAUUUAAGCAUUUUAAAAAUGUCUGAUCACAGCAUGCUCAUGGUGAGCUUUUGUAAUUGCCUUUUGUCGGGUUUUCUUUGUUUUUUCAUGUGUCGUCAACCUUUAAUGAUGUGUCAGCUUUUGUAGAAAAUGGAUCAGGUCUAUUGAAAAACAUAGCCUUCAAGGGGAAAAGCAGUUUUCCUAAUAUGGCUAUAGUUGAACCUUUUGAACACUCUAGAUAUUACUGUUGUUCAAGUUUUCUAAUUAUAACUCUGUCAAGUAUGAAAGCGGUUCCAGUGAAUUGAAAAACUUGGUUGGUUGUGAGAGAGGGGGAUCCUAAUAUGACUUUAUUGAUAAUUUGUGAACACUAGAAGUCACAUUUUUCGCCGAAUUAUAAUACUUUCUUUCUAAUGAUAUGUUGGCCCUUUUAAAAAUGCUUUGAGUCCAUUUAACAUUAUGGAGGCAGUUAAGUUGAGUACCGUUGGGUCGUUGGCCCACUCGUUAUUGUCUUUCUGCUAUUCAGCUGAAUGUUAAAUUUUGAUUGUUCUGUGAACUAGGAAGAUAAAAUAGCAUCUUGUGAAAUGCAUAACAGUGAGUUAGCAUUACUUUGGACCCACUAUGUUAUGGAAUUAUUAAUUUUUUAUCCUAUGCUGUUUAGUAAGUAAAUUUGUUAGUUAAGAAUAGAUAUUACUUUCUUUACAUGUUGUUAAAAUAUCUGUUUUUGGUAAUCAGAUGUUGCAUUGGUUAAGUUCAUUGAAGUAUCCUUCAAAAUCAGUAUUACAAACAUGUCAGGAUGUUCUUGUAGUAUUUGUUUGCGGAUGACAUAGCAGUUACCUUUACUGCUUUAGUUAAAACAAAAUUAGUUAAAACAAAAUUUUCUUAGUUUUUGUUUUUUUGACAUCAUAGUCUUCAUUAUGAAAAAUAUGUUAAAGAGUUGUUGCUGCUGCUGGUAGGUGUCUGUAACUGCUGUUUAUUGUCACAAAGUUAAGUAAAUUGUCAAUAAAUGUUGAAUAAAUAAGUCAGUAAAUAAUUAAGUUAUUAUAAGUUGUGCAAUAUCUUUUACAGCUUAUUUAUAAAGUUUGUCAGGUUUUACAUUGGGCAUUUCACUUUGUGUUUGGUUUGUAAUUCAUCUUCAUGGUUACUUAUUUCAUUAUUUUUGUAAUGUUAUGUUCAGUGUUCAACAAUACUUUUGUUGCUUUAAUUUUUAAGGCUUUGUUUUAAAAACAAUUUGCUUUUAAUUUAUAUGUCACUUAUAUGUAAUUUUAACAUAUUUGUACACAUUUUUAGUUACUGAAAUUCCUACAUACAAAUUAAGAGUGUAAUGCUGCUUAAACAUAAGUAUGCACAUUGUCUGCUGUGCAUCUUGGUGUAAUUGGGGAUUUAAUUCACUGGUUUUAAUUGUUGUUUCACAAGUGUCACUUUUUACAUGGCAAAGAUAAAAUAGCAAUAUGUAUAAGCCUUUAUUACCAUUUUCCCUGUUUCCAAGUAGGUGUCCAUACCUAAGGAAAAUUGCUGAAUUUGUGUCCUAGUGGAAACUACUACCUACAUUCUACCCUUUUUAUGUCCCUCACCACUAUAGUGGGGGACAUAUUGUUUUUGCCCGGUCUUUUGGUUUGUUGCUUUGUUUGUGUGCUUGUUUGUUUGUUUGCGCCAACUUUAACAUUUGCAAUUUCUUUUGCAAUAUUGAAGAUAGCAACUUGAUAUUUGGCAUGCAUGUGUAUCUCAUGGAGCUGCACAUUUUGAGUGGUGAAAGGUCAAGGUCAAUCUUCAAGGUCAAAGGUCAAAUAUAAAGCUUCAAAGCGGUGCAAAAGGGAACAUAGUGUUUCUGACAAACACAUAUCUUGUUGUUUAAAUGUUUGUUACAAAUGCUGUUAAAUUUAAUUGCUUGGGUUGGUAAUGACAUGUGUUGUUUACAUUCAUUUACCUUUGUACUUGAAUAAAUAUACACGGUUGUACUGAAGUUUAUUUCUAAAGGAUGCAGAAUCAGUAUUUAUAUCAUGUAUGUUGGUUGUGGAUAUAUUGUACAAUUAUACCUUUGUAUUACGAUGUAAGGCGUACAUAUAUAUUCUGUUAUAUACUUUAUGGUUUGUAGGCGUAUUGUAUAGUACUGUCAUGUAUAACUUACAUAUUUCUCAAUCCUGUACCUCUUUUACAAGGUUAUGUUGUUUCAACUUCAAACUUUAUAAAACUUACUAAUAAUUCUUGGGUUGACAAUCUGUCACUUCUUACCUAAUGAAUGAUUUUAUCUACAAAAUUGCAACAGUAUUUAUACAGCAUCACCAACGUUUUUCUUUUAGCAGACCUUAUUGCAUGAAAAUUCAUUUCUAUCAAAGGGACUAUCCUUUUAUAUAUAGUUUAUGGUAUUUGCUUUUUCUUCUCCUGUAAUAUUAUUCAGCUUUAAAACCAAACUAAAGAACUUAUAAAUAUUGACUUCAUUAAUUAUGCCCCUCUUCGAAGAUACUUCCCAUGCCCAUUGGAUUUGGAAAGUAGAUGACCCCUUUAAAAUAGGGUCAGUAGGUUAAAGAUCAAGGUCACUGUCACAAUAAGUGUGAAAAUCAUUUCCAAUCAAUAACUCGUAUACAAAUUUACUGAUUCACAUGUGCAUUCGCCUUGGACAGUAGAUGACCCCUAUUGAAAUUGGGGUUACUAGUUCAAAGCCCUAUUAAAGGGGGGGGGGGGGCAUAUGCCACCGACCGCGGACACUCUUGUCAAUUAUUGGAAACCACAUUCGACUCUGUAAGCUAUAACAUUGUGAUUUUUACAUUAUGCUGUAAUUACUAUUUUGUACAUUUUUUGUCUCUUUAAUCAAUUUGAGGCGUUUCUAUAUUAUACUUCUUUUUAUCUUUUUAUAGUCUUGUCUUUUUAUGCCCACGGAUCAAUAGAUUGGGGGUAUAUUGUUUUGGCCUGUCUGUCUGUCAUUCUGUCCCAAAACUUUAACCUUGCAGUAAAGUUUUGCAAUAACUUUUGAAAUAUUGAACAUAGCAACUUGUUAUUUGGCGUGCAUGUGUAUCUCAUGGAGCUGCACAUUUUGAGUGGUGAAAGGUCUAGGUCAUCCUUCAAGGUCAAAGGUAAAAAAUUUAAUAUAGUAAAGUUUUGCAAUAACUGUUGCAAUAUUGAACAUAGCAACUUGAUAUUUGGCAUGCAUGUGUAUCUCAUGGAGCUGCACAUUUUGAGUGGUGAAAGGUCAAGGUCAUCCUUCAAUGUCAAAGGGCAAAUUUAUGGCUUCAAAGCGGCGCAAUAGGGGUCAUUGUGUUUCUGACAAACUCAUCUCUUGUUUAUACAUGUUUUACUUAUCAUAAUUGUUCAAUGGAAUUUAUUAUUUUAUUUUAGUUGCUUUUAUGAAACCUUACAAAAAAUUCAUGUUCUGGUGCUAUUUUAUAAAUGGUUUUGUUUCUGUCUUAUUUUAGUUUUUCUAAAAUAAUAAGAUUUUAAAAUGCUUUACAAUUUUGACUUUGCUAACCAGUUUGUUAAUAGUAUGUCUAUGCAUUUCUCUGCAUGAAUUGAUACGUCAGUCUUAUCCUCCAUUUCUCAUUUGUAUUCAUGAUAUUAUUAUUCUUUAAUCUCGAAAAUGAGUUUCUUGAAAUGUGACAGUAACUGUAAAAUAAAUUUGAUAUACGA